Messenger RNA from Mytilus trossulus (common blue mussel), 2052 nucleotides. Its product is annotated as mucin-2-like. The transcript has a single exon. The record is from RefSeq and is a predicted model, not a curated record. NCBI's taxonomy places the organism in Eukaryota, Metazoa, Mollusca, Bivalvia, Mytilida, Mytilidae. The coding region runs from base 1 to 2052 and encodes 683 amino acids.
AUGACUGCAACAUCUGAAGUAACAAAUACAGAAAAACCAACAACCGCGACAACAACGAUAUCAGUUACACAAACAUUACCACCAUUACCACCGACAAUAGAGAUAUCAACGAUAUCAGUUACUCGAACAAUUCUAACAUUACCAACAAAUACAACACAGACAAUAGACUAUUUACAAAGGACGGCAUCUUCAGCAAUGUCAUUACAUACAGCGACAGCUACCACACAAGCAAUAAAUGCUUCUAAAUCAGAGAUCACCAUGCCAUCAACAAUUACUAUUCAAAACAGAACCUUAUCGAAAGCAACAACUGUACAAAGUGGAACCCCAACAGAUGCAACCAUACAAAGUUCAAUCUUACUAGUAACAACAAUCACACAAAAUUCUAAAACUCCUUCAACGUCAGUAUCUUCAUCCAGAACAAACCAUACAGCUUCAAAACCAACAUCAAUCGUACCAGUGACAACAAUCACACAAAAUUCUAAAACUCCUUCAACGUCAGUAUCUUCAUCCAGAACAAACCAUACAGCUUCAAAACCAACAUCAAUCGUACCAUCACCAUCUAUAAUAUCAUCAACUAUUAAACCAAAUACGAAAAAAGGACCGACCAACAUAACACAUAGUGCAACAGGGUCUUUCACACAAAUAGCACAAAAUACAACAAUUAAUGGUAACAGAAACAGAUCUGUACAUCAAAACAUCAAAACAAUCACUCCAUUGUCAAUAUUCGUACUAACAAACAUCACGACACAAAGAACUUCAACUGCAACCAAUACGAAAGAAAUAACUCCAACGACUCUACAAGAACACUUGGCUUCUACAACUACACAUGUGUCAACUAUCAAUUCAAAGACGACACCAUCCAUUUCCGUGUCAACUAUAAAUUCAAAUACUACAUCAUCUAAAUAUGUGUCAACUGAAAGUACAAAGACGACUACAUCAAUAUAUGUGUCACCUACAAGUACAAAGACGACACAAUCUAUAUAUGUGUCACCUACAAGUACAAAGACGACACUAUCAAUAUCUUUGUCAACUAUAAACUCAUCAUCGACAUUAUCAACAUAUGUGUCAACUUCAAAUGUUAAGACGAUACCAUCCAAAUAUGUGUCAACUACGAAUAAGAAGACGACACCUUUAAAAUAUGUGUCAGCUAUCAAUUGGAAAAUGACACCGUCUAAAUCUGUGUCAACUAUCAAUUUGAAAAUGACACCGUCUAAAUUUGUGUCAACUAUAAAUUUGAAUCUGACACCAUCCACAGUCAUGACAACUGCUUCUCAGCUACCAACAACGAGUCCAUUGAUAUCUGCGUUAAUCUCGAACACACCAAGGCAAACAGCACAAACAGCCAUUAUAUCAACUGGAACUAACACAAAAACAACGAACAAAUUAUCAACCCGAAAGGGAUCAACGAUUAGCAAAACAACAAAAUCAACAAAACCAAUAUGGAAAACCAAACCAUCAAAGAAACUUCUGACAAUACAAUCAACAACAAAACGAAACACUUUCACGUCGAUGGUAAUAGUAUCACCAGUUAUAGCAACAUUUGCCACAACUUUGCCAAAAAAAUCAAAAACUGUGAGCAUGAAACAAGUUUCGACAAGUACAUCGUUACCCUUGAGAGAAACAGGAAUGUCGAGAUUAUCAAACAAAGCUACUUUGAUCAAUGUCAGGACAUUAUCAGUAUCUACAACACAUAAAAGGAUAAAAAUACCAGCUACACAAAUGAGCACUUCACCAACUCCUUUUAAUUCUCUGCCAAUAACGACUUUAAACACACCAACAUUUAAGAGAACAACAAAAACACAUAAAAGGACGACAACACCAGUUAUAGUAAUGAAAUCAAUACCAACUACUUUAAAAGCGCGGUCACGAAUGACCUCAACCAUAUCAGCAUCGACGGCAACACAAACACCAAUAUCAAAAUCAACAAAAAACCGUAAAACCAAUAUUGCAUCGAGGAAAAGGACCGUUAAAAGUAAAAGACCAAGAUUACAUACCACUACAGUCAAAACGAUGCCCAGGACACAUAAAUCGGAAUCAAAUUAUGGUAAGUGA